AAAAUGCAUCAAGCACCUUUGAAGUACGGCAGAGGGAGAUAAGAGUUAUAAAUCCAAAGGAAUGGUAGUGGUGAGAGCAUCGGCAACAUAAAAGUUGGGUCUCCAAGAUUUUAUCGAAAACAUGGCUCUGGGUGUGGAAGGGGUGGCGGGGGAGCUAAGAUCAAUAUACGCCACCGGCAAGACCAAGACUUUUGAGUGGCGGGUUUCUCAGUUGAAAGCCAUUCUCAAGAUAACUGCGCACCAUGAGAAAGAAAUUGUGGAAGCUCUUCACUCUGACCUCAAGAAACCAGAACUUGAAGCUUUUCUUUAUGAGGUUUCUGGAGUAUCAUCAGUAUGCAAGUAUGCAUUGAAGGAAUUACAUAGAUGGAUGAUGCCAGAAAAAGUGAAAACAUCAAUGGCCACUUAUCCCUCAUCAGCUGAAAUAGUGUCGGAACCUUUGGGUGUCGUGUUGGUUAUAUCGACUUGGAACUAUCCAUUUUUGCUAUCACUCGAGCCGGUCAUUGGAGCUAUUGCAGCUGGUAAUGCUGUAGUCUUGAAGCCAUCAGAAAUUGCCCCCGCAACGUCCUCGUUGCUUUUGAAACUUCUUGGGGAGUACAUGGACACCUCAGCCGUGAAAGUCGUUGAAGGUGCUGUGCCUGAAACAACUGCAUUGCUGGAACAAAAGUGGGAUAAAAUAUUUUAUACAGGUAGUGGCAAGGUGGGACGGAUUAUAUUAGCUGCUGCGGCAAAGCAUCUUACACCAGUGGUUUUGGAGCUUGGUGGCAAAUGUCCGGUGGUGGUUGAUUCAAAUGUCAACCUAAAAGUCACUGCAAGACGACUAAUCGCAGGCAAGUGGUGUUACAACAGUGGACAAACCUGUAUUUCGGCUGAUUAUGCAAUAACUACAAAAGAAUAUGCUUCAACUCUGGUGGAUGCUCUUUCAUCUGAACUAGAGAAAUUCUACGGAAAGGAUCCUGUGAAAUCAAAUGACUUGUCAAGCAUUAUAAAUUCCUACCAUUUUGACCGCUUAACUAAGUUACUGGACGAUGAGAAGGUUUCUGGCAAGAUAGUUCUUGGAGGUCAAAGGGAUAAAGCCAAUCUAAAGAUUGCUCCUACUAUUGUACUGGAUGCCCCAGAAGAUUCUUUGAUCUUGAAUGAGGAGAUUUUUGGUCCUUUACUUCCCAUUGUCACGGUCAACAAAAUCGAGGAUUCUAUUACCCUGAUUAAAGCUAAAGAAAAGCCUCUUGCUGCAUAUCUAUUCACAAAUGACAAAAAGCUCAAGGAAGAAUUCAUUAGAAGCGUCUCUGCAGGGGGCAUCGCCAUUAAUGAGAUAGCUCUACAUGCUUUAGAGCCGACUUUGCCAUUCGGAGGUGUAGGAGAAAGUGGAAUGGGAUCAUACCAUGGGAAAUUCUCUUUUGAUGCUUUCAGCCAUAAAAAGUCAGUUUUACAACGUGGAUUUUCUGGGGAUCCAGCUGCAAGAUACCCACCAUACACCCCUGGGAAGCUAAAAUUUCUGCAAGCCAUGUUAAGUGGCAGUAUAAUCCGCAUUCUCCGUGCUUUGAUUGGUUGGUGAGAUUUAUUGAAUUAUAGGCUAUACGUGUGUACCAAUUUAUGAAUGCUUCAACUAUGAAGUAAUAUGUCUUAAUCUAUGUUAUGCGAGUUUGUGGGGGCUGUAAUCCCAUGAUUAGUUGAUGUGUUGUGGCUAAGUAGGUCCAUUUCUGUUUUCAGAUGUUUUUAGCCAUUCUAAUGCAAGCACAAAGGCUAAAAACUUCUGUACUUGGUGUAAUCUGAGUACUAUAACUCAUUUGAAUAUCCAAUGUAUAAAAUCAAAUAAUCUAUUUCAUUC
Molecule: messenger RNA, 1825 nt
Organism: Sesamum indicum (sesame)
Lineage: Eukaryota; Viridiplantae; Streptophyta; Magnoliopsida; Lamiales; Pedaliaceae
Product: aldehyde dehydrogenase
Biological process (GO): aldehyde metabolic process
Cellular component (GO): cytoplasm
Molecular function (GO): aldehyde dehydrogenase (NAD+) activity
Source: RefSeq, a predicted model, not a curated record